This is a messenger RNA of Ostertagia ostertagi, 516 nucleotides long. Lineage: Eukaryota; Metazoa; Nematoda; Chromadorea; Rhabditida; Trichostrongylidae. The record is from the annotation of a GenBank genome assembly.
AUGUGCCGUGAACGUGACAGCUUCAGGAGACGAGGAACGGAUACAUCGAAGCUUGAUAAGCUGAUGUUCAAAAGAUGGGCCUAUUCUGCCUACUGUACAUUUUUCCCGGCAGUUACACAGAUCCUUUGCGAUAUUUAUGCCUUCAAUAUCGUGAAGAGAUGGUAUCCGACUACAAUCGCGUGCAAAAGUAGUGGUGGCGUCGAAGGUGGACACUGCCAUCGUCCACAACAUCUGCCACAGGCAGAGAUCUAUCAUCUGAGCCUGAUGAUGUCGCUGGCUGUGGGAGCUUCAUGUGCUAUGUGGGUGCUGUCUCCGAAGACGUUGAUGUCAUGGCAUCGUGUGCUGUGCUGCGGAAUGUGUCGUGCUGCACCUCAGAAACCGGCCACAGCCAACGCAGCUGGUGCCACACGUCCGCUUCUGGAGCCGCCAACAGCACCGCCACCGCAUCCACCGUCGCACUACGUUCCGAUGUCGUCACAUGGUCAGAACGCCUGGCGACCAUCCAAAGUCGUCUAA